CUAAUACUGAAUUCGUCACACUGUUGUUGAAGACCGGGGGAUUUAGUUAAGUAGCGUAAAUGUUUCCAUGAUCAAGUAAAUUCGAAUUAUUAUAUACUAUAGGAAACACGUACGAUUUGGUGACAAUGGACCAAAGUGGUCACACUGUAUUGAUCAUAUUUUAACGCCAAAGAGUUUCUCCAUCAGCGUCGCUAUGGAAUCCUCAAGCGUCCUGCGAGACAAACUGCGGAAGAAGCGGCGAGCCUUUCAAGAAAGCUUGGUCAAAAUCAAACAUGAAGGGGACGACGAGCAGGCUCUUGUUCCGUCUUCCUCCAAUGUGAGCAAGGAGUCACUGCAAACAACAAUGGAGGAACCUCAAAGCAAUGACGAAGACCCUGGUGAGAUCCUCAAGCGCACUUUAAGGGCCCAGAGACAGAUCAGGAGGAAAAGGCUGCUCGAGCAGUCCUCGGCACGCGAGUCCCUUGGUGACAGUGGGGAGGAGGUCCCCAGAGGAUGGCCCCUCAGUGAAGACGAUGGAUUAGCCAAGAGGACGACACUUGGGUCUCUGAAAGGUCACACCACCAAAAGCCAAAAGAGUGGCGGCUCACAUCAGUUUGAUCGCUUUGUGACGCGCCGCUUGGAGGAGAAGCUGAGAGCGGCCAGGUCGCAAGGUGAGAGUCUUGAGCUCCAGGAGGCGUCCGAGGUGGCUGUCAGUCGCCUCCACAGUCUCCGAAACAGUCAGAUGCUCAUGAGGUUCGACAAAGAGGUCGAUUCCAAAGGUGAUGCAGCCGUCUUUAUCCCUCAAGCCAUCAGCACCAGUGUCAAGUUCCAGGAUGCUACCAGACAUGUGGGGAAGGACCGUCCCACCACUGAAGAGGCGUACAAUUUCUUCACAUUCAACUUUGAGCCAGAGCCAGAGGAAAGGCCCUUAACGGAGAGCAAGAAAAGUGUGAAGAAGAACAACGCAGAGAGCGGUGACGUCGGCGGAGAGGAGGCUGAGGAAGAUGUCCAGGAUGAAAAUGAAGACCGUAAUGAAGACAUUCCUCUCAUGCAAGACGGAGACGGGAACGCGUUCGUCAUUGACCGUACGCCCAAAGACUUCCUGGAAACAAGGCCGGCCGAGUACAUUGGGCUCCGAGCGCUUGCUUUGCGACACAGUGAUGUUCUGUCCACGCCCAGUUCUCAAACAGUGCCGACCUCAGCAAAACUCCCCGAAAAUGUGAAGCCUCGUUAUCUGGAGGACGAAGGUUUUUACGUGGGCGAGCGCCCCCCUGUGACGCUGACCAAUGAGAACAUUCUGGAGAACCGCAUUUUGAAAAUGGAGGAGGGAAGGAAGUGGUUUGGGGAUGACGGAAGGAUCAUUGCUCUGCCAGACCCCAUCAAAGAAUCUUCCACCAGACCUCCCCUCUUCCACGUGGAGGAAGAGCUGGACCCUGCUCUGCAAACUGUGUACAGGAAGGCACACCAGCCCAGCCACACGCAUCAGGCCUACACAGCAGGUGAAACAGACUCCGUGAGAGACUACCAGCUCGACGUCGACGUGUCUGGUCUCAUCUUCUCUCAUCACCCGCUCUUCAGUCGGGAACACGUCCAGGGGGCCCGUCUAGCCCAGUUGUACGACCAGUACCUCACCAGGCAGCGAAACAACCUCACGGAGCACCUCACGGACAAGUUGAAUGGGCUGAGGAACACCAUGAGAAACAUGCUGGAGAUCCACAGCGAGCAGAGCCUUUCUCAGGCCAUGCAGCAAAGGAUUGUAGAAUACAGCCUGGAGGUCAAGAGCACACGGCAGCUGCGAGACAGCGAGCAAGAAAAGGACCGAGCUUUGCUGAAGAACCUGGUCAAAGUGUGGAAGGAAAUGAAGUCUCUGAGAGAGUUCCAGAGGUUUACCAACACACCUUACAAGCUCUGCCUCAGAAGGGAGACUGUAGACCGGAUGACAGAUGAGCAGGAGUACGAGAAGGAAAUCAUGGCAGAGGUGUGGGAACUGGAGGCUGAAGGUGACGUGGACUACCAGAGGAAGCUGGGGGAGUACCAGCACCAGCUGGACCAGUGGAAGACCUGGAGGAGAAAACAGAGAGCCAAGAAGAAGAAGAAGAAGAAGAAAAAAGGACAACCACGAGAAGAAACAGAAGAAGAGGAACACGACCCAGAAGCCAGCGAAUCAGAGGGGCCCGUCGACGAAGAACCGGUAAAACCGGAGCCCCCAGUGAAGCUGGACGUUGAAGCUAUUGAGCAGCAGGUCAGGGAGAAGGCAGCCAAAAUACGCAGGAAACCCGGCGAGGCCAUCCUCAUUCCAGAGCUGUCUGCUUCUGGAAAGAUCUCUGGCACUGAACUCUGCCCCAGGGGUGAAAUGGCUCGAAGAGAGGAUGUUGCCAGACGCUCUGUUUUCAUCAAGAUCCUCUACAAUGACAAAGAAGUGUCUCAGACCAACAGCCGGACCCUCAACUCUGACUUUAAAGUGCACUUUGGCCAGAUAUUCAAUCUGAAGAUUACCAAUUGUCCCAGGAGCAUCACUUUGCAAGUGUUUGAGGAAGUGGGUUCGUCGUGCUCACUCCUUGCCCAAGUCUACGUGCCCGUGCCAUCUUCCUCAGUCGUGGCGGGCAGUGACGCCGUGGAGGAGUUUGAAUUUAGCAGCAACCAGAGAGUGAUGUUUGACCACGAGGGAGUGGGAAGUGAUGUCCCCCUCUCCUUUGCGGCUGACGGCAGCAACAGGGUGGUCCUCUUGACCUCCGGGAAGGUGUCUUGCUGCGUGGCCUGGGGGGUCAGCGAGGAUGACCUGCCGCUUGCACCUCCUGUGUCUCAGCAUCCCGGCAGUGCACUUGGUGGUGUGGGUCAUCCCGAAGCCGUCUACCAUAUUGGGCCGUCUGGGCUGUCUGACAUGAAGAAAAUAGGAGAAUGGGCCGUACAGUCUAGGCUGGACCCAAAUGAUCCUAAAAAUGCUUCCAUCAUGCAGCUCCUCAAGGUGGCCAGCAGCGGAGACGUGACGGCUCCCGACUACUUCCGGCUAGAGCAGCUGCAGGAGGAGUUCAACUUUGUGAGUGAUGAAGAUCUGGAGAAGUCCAGGCGAUUCCGUCUACUCACCCUCCGUAACCAGGAAGUGCCCGAGUUUCGCAAUUACAAGUGUGUCCCUGCUCAGGAGAGAGAGGUCCCAGAGAGAGUGUUCAAGGAGUACGAGAAGAGACUGAAGGAUGGAGAGAUCAUUGACACCAAAGAGCAUCUGGAUUCACACAGAGCCUUAGUCGCCAAAUACCUCCAGAUAAUCCGUGAAGCGGUCAUCCACCGAUUCCUCCUGGCCAGACAUCACUACCUGCUGUCUGACUUGGUGGUUGAGGAGGAGAUGCCAAGCAUUGGGAGAGCAAAUUUACUAAGAGGGCCUGAUCGGCAUCUUCGAGUUGAAAGGGAAAGGUUAGAUUACCAUGAGCUGUGGAGUCAGUGGCCAGUCAAAAUGAAUGACAGGGUGGAAAUAAAAAACAGGCUGAUGAUUCUCGGGCUCAACCUCUUCCACCUGGCUGAGCCCAAGCGCCCACUCAAGCCGCAGAGGAAGGAGAGGAAGAAGGUGACGGCGCAGAAUCUCUCUGACGGUGACAUCAAACUGCUGGUCAACAUCCUGCGAGCCUAUGACAUUCCCGUGCGCCGGCCUCAGAGCAGCAAAGCGGUCCAGACGUCACAGGGCGUCAUCCAGGCCAGCGACUGGCUCGUCAGCCAGGUCCAGGUGAGGCCAUUUGUGGAGGUGUCCUUCCAGCGCAGCGCUUACCAGACCACCACAGCUGAUGGCCCCAACCCCUGCUGGAACGAGGAGCUGCAGCUGCCGUUUAGUGCACCCAACGGGGACUACAGCAUCGCCAGCUUGCAGUCUGUGAAAGAUGAAGUCUUCAUCAACAUCUUUGAUGAGGUGCUCCAUGAAGUUGGAGUGGGAGACAAAGACAAAGGCAAAUUGGUGCACACUCGCGUGGAGAAGCACUGGUUGGGUUCUGUCAAGAUUCCUUUCAGCACCAUCUACUCCCAGUCCAGGAUUGAUGGAACCUUCAAAGUGAACACGCCAGCCGUGUUGCUAGGCUACAGCAAGGAGCACAGCCAUGGCAACAAUGGCGCCUAUGACACGCCUAUGCAGAGCCUCUGCGAGGGCGCCUUCAUCACGCUCUUCAUCACCAUCGAGCCCCAGCUGGUACCUGGAGAGUCCAUCAGGGAGAAGAUAAAGGAGCUGAAGUUUGACAGCCAGGAGGACGAGCGUCUGCUGCAGGCCUCGGAGAAGUUCGAGAGGUUGGCCGCCAACGACUUCCCGGGCCGACCGUGCACGACCACAGUCAUCGACCUCAACGGGAAGACGGUGUUCAUCACCAGGUACCUUCGCCCCCUCAACCCCCCACAGGAAAUACUGGACGCCUUCCCCGACAGCCCCCAGGAAGCCAUGGCUCAGAUCACCCGUUUUGUGUCGCUGAUCCCGUCUCUGCCAGACAGAGUUUCCUUUGCGGGUAUUUGUGACCUGUGGAGCACCUGUGAUCAAUUCCUGACGUUGCUGGCGGGCGAUGAGGAGGAGCACGCCGUCUUAUUGUGCAACUACUUCCUGUACCUGGGCAAGAAGGCGUGGCUGAUCAUUGGCACUGCCGUACCAGAGGGCCCCACCGCCUAUGUGCUGACGCUGGAGCAAGGCCGCUACCUGAUCUGGAACCCCAGCAGCGGUCAGUACUACGGCCAGUAUGACAUCUUCUGCCCCCUGCAGGCCAUCGGCUGCCUGGUCGACGCCGACAACGUGUGGUUCAACAUUCAAGAGCACGUCUCCCCCAUGAGGAUCAGCUUUGAUGUCACCAGGAGCAAAUGGUGGAAGCCCUUUUUUACACGCUCUUUCCCCCACCCCGGAAUCUGCAGUGUGCAGCCAGAGGAACUGGUCUACAGGCGCUCUGAUAAAGCAACUGCAGCGGAACUUCAGGACAGGAUUGAGAAGACGCUAAGGGACAAGAUCAUGGCGUGGCGCCCCCAUCGGCCCACCCGUUGGAACCGCUACUGUACCACCGCACUCAAACAGUUCCUUCCCAAACUGGAGCUGGGCGGUGGGCGUGACGUGGGCGAGGAGCACCGCCACGAGCUGCACAGCCUGUUGGGAGACAACAGGAUUUCAGGAUUCCCACUGCAUAUGCCUUUCUCAGAGAUGGGCCCCAUCGUGGAGGCAGUGCACAGCACAGGCGUCCACACCAACCACUCAUCCAACGUGGAGUUCGCCUUGGCCGUGUAUGUGCACCCUUACCCCAAUAACGUUCUGUCCGUCUGGGUCUACUUGGCCUCGCUCGUACGGCCAUGACUCAGCAAGAAGGAACUUUGUGUCUGUGACGUACUUUUUAUUUGUUGUGUUUUUUUUCCCCAACACAAACCCAAGUGGGCGCUCUGACACAUUUGACUGUCAGCCAUUAAAAAGAACAAUUGAUGAGUGUUGUGG
Molecule: messenger RNA, 5413 nt
Organism: Doryrhamphus excisus (bluestripe pipefish)
Lineage: Eukaryota; Metazoa; Chordata; Actinopteri; Syngnathiformes; Syngnathidae
Gene: cc2d2a
Product: coiled-coil and C2 domain containing 2A
Biological process (GO): non-motile cilium assembly; protein localization to ciliary transition zone
Cellular component (GO): ciliary transition zone
Source: RefSeq, a predicted model, not a curated record